This is a messenger RNA of Xenopus laevis (African clawed frog), 2977 nucleotides long. RefSeq names its product nitrilase family member 2 S homeolog (gene nit2.S). Gene Ontology annotation, cellular component: mitochondrion. Lineage: Eukaryota; Metazoa; Chordata; Amphibia; Anura; Pipidae. Gene Ontology annotation, biological process: oxaloacetate metabolic process; L-glutamine metabolic process. Gene Ontology annotation, molecular function: hydrolase activity; 2-oxoglutaramate amidase activity; omega-amidase activity. The transcript has 10 exons. The record is from RefSeq and is a predicted model, not a curated record. Bases 117 to 965 code for a protein of 282 amino acids.
GUGUGCUUGUGAGGAAAAAACUACACUGCCCAGAAUCCUUUGCGGGGGCGGGGCAAAGACGAGAUUUCCUGCGUGUCUAUGAUAUAACAGGGCUAGACAGCUCAGUAGGAGACAGUAUGCAAGCCGUCAGGAGUAUGGCAAAAUUCAAACUCUCCUUGGUCCAGUUCCUUGUGUCUCCUGUGAAAUUAGACAACCUCAACAGGGCUUGCAAGCUAAUAAAAGAAGCUGCACAAAAAGGGGCUCAGAUUGUUGCGCUGCCGGAGUGUUUUAAUUCACCUUAUGGGACAAAGUAUUUCCCUGAAUAUGCCGAGAAGAUCCCUGGUGAAUCCACUGAGCUUCUGUCACAAGUAGCCAAGGAAUGUGGAAUUUAUCUCAUUGGAGGUUCCAUCCCUGAAGAGGAUUGUGGGAAGUUAUAUAACACAUGCGCUGUAUUUGGACCUGAUGGAACCUUAUUAGUGAAGCACAGGAAGAUCCAUCUAUUUGACAUUGAUGUUCCUGGGAAAAUACGCUUCCAGGAAUCUGAAACACUAAGCCCUGGAGACAGCUUCUCUGUCUUUGAUACCCCUUACUGCAAAGUUGGAGUGGGAAUCUGUUACGACAUCCGAUUUGCUGAACUUGCCCAAAUAUACGCCAACAAAGGCUGCCAGCUGCUGGUUUACCCUGGUGCCUUUAACAUGACAACUGGACCAGCUCAUUGGGAACUUCUACAGAGAGCACGAGCUCUGGACAACCAGGUUUAUGUGGCAACCGCAUCUCCUGCCAGGGAUGAGAAGGCUUCCUAUGUGGCUUGGGGCCACAGCACCAUAGUUAGCCCUUGGGGUGAAGUCGUUGCAAAAGCUGGUUCAGAAGAAACUGUCCUUUCUGCUGAGAUUGAUUUACAGUAUCUUGCCGAGAUCCGGGAACAAAUACCUAUCCGUAGGCAGCGCCGCCGCGAUCUUUACAAUGUCGAAGAAAAGAGGAACUAAAGACUUUUUUUUUUUUUUUUUUUAAAGAAAAAAAUGAUUCUUAUACUUCUCUUAAAUUUCAUGUUGAGAUUUUACAAUGACUACGAACAAGCCAUUUGUCUAAUUUCUCUGCCCAUUUUGCUUAGAGCAGUGCCAACCAAUGGUCACAAACCUGAGGGUAAGUUAUUGUUGUACGUUGCAUGUGUCUGGCCCAUUUCAUGCAGUUUGAAUUUGUGCUCAUAGAACUCAUGGGAAGUCCAUGCUGUUUGUAUGAGAAGCUAUAAAUAUAUGUGCCAGGCCCCCUUUCUGCAACCCAUAGCAGAGCUCAUAAGUUAUGGUUAUACCUGCCUUCUUCUUGCAGUUCAGACUAGUACUCAUUAAACCUCAUGGGAUGUUAUGGUUAUGUAUAGCAAGUUAAGAUUGUAUGCAUCUCGCCUACUUGCAACCUGCAUUUCCAGAACAUAUGGUUGUAUGUUUGGCAAGUUAUGGUGGAAGGUUCUACUUCUGCAGCCACAUCAGGGCUCAUUAACCUAUAAGUUACAGUUAUAUAUGGGAAGUUAUGAGUUUAUGUUUAUACCUCACUUCCUGCAGUCCACAUCAGGGCUCACAAACUUUGUUAGAAUCCCAAAUCAGUGGUCAAACCUCUCAUGAGAUGUUCCUGCCUUGGCAUUCUGAGGCAACGCAGUGAGCAAUAAAAGCUCUUGGGGGCCACAUAUGGGACCAGAUACAUAGUUACAGCAGUCCCUCAUUUAACUUAAAGGAGAACUAAAACCUAACUAAAGAAGUAGCUAGAAAUGUUGUACAUGAUAUUUUGUGCUUCUGUACCAGCCCAAGGCAACCACAGCCCUUUAGCAGUAAAGAUCUGUGUCUCCAAAGAUGCCCCAGUAGCUCCCCAUCUUCUUUUCUGCUGAUUCACUGCACAUGCUCUGUGCUGCUGUCACUUACUGAGCUUAGGGAGCCACUCACAAUAUACAGUACACAUAGAAUAGAAAUGUCACAAUAUAAGGCUGAUUAGUAAUUAAUACACAUAAUUACUACAUGGCAGCACAGAAACCAGUGCAAUUAGCAUCAGAAUUGAAUAAUCAGCAAACCUGUAGCAUCAGCUUAUAUUACAGCCAGGGAAGCUCAUUUUCUGCUGGAUAAUUAGUGACGAGCCCUAAGCUUAGCUUCUCAACAGCCAAUCAGAGCCCACUGAGCAUGUGAGUGUCACAGACACUUUCCAAGAUGGUGACCCCCUGUGACAAGUUUGAAGUCCUGGAUCAUUGCUGCUAUUGACAAGCUCAAACUUUAGCCUCGUGCAAUAAGUUAAUAAAAUAUGCCAUUUUUUAGGCACAUUCAUUUUUAGGGUUUCAUUUUCCUUUAAUAUUACAAAAUACCAAAGUUUCAAAGUCUGAAAUUGUAUGUAGAAAGUGUGUGAUUUCUCCAGCGCUCACAUCGGCUCAUUGGGAAUAUAUUUAAUUGAAAUUGAAUCCAAGAAUUUAAAAUGUGUUAAGUGGAGAUGCGUUACCUGCACCUUGGGAUCUUGGACUUGGUGUAUAGAGUAUAGAGUAUAGCAAUAAGGGGUGGAUAUCAGAGGUAACGGUGUAAGAGAGGUAGUAAAGUGGCAGUUUGUAAGGCAGUGAUGUAAAGGCAAAUAACUGGAUGUAGAAAAGUGUCUUAAUGUAACAUUUGUAUCCUUAAAUUUUGCAUCAUUAUACAGAAACUAGAAAUGACAUGGUUUCAGUUAGAAGACAGAUACUCAAUAAUGGUGGGACUUGUAGUUUAGCAACUACACUGUGUGCAUCAGGUUGUCCAUAUUAUAUAGAACAGGCAACUGUAACCCCUCCAGAAGUGCUACAACUUCAUCAUCUAAUAACACGUGUUAAAGUGCCAGUUCCUACAAUCUGAAGUCUAUCGGGGUGAUUGGAUUUGUAGUCAGGAGCAUCUGAAUCAGUUACUCCCUGGUGAUCUAGAAAUCGAGGUGUUUCUAUAAUAAAUGUACUUGUUGUUAAGAAAAUGUAUUUGUUGUAUAAUAAAAACAAGUUUUAAAUUUA